Paramuricea clavata is the source of this 3034-nucleotide messenger RNA. The record is from the annotation of a GenBank genome assembly. Lineage: Eukaryota; Metazoa; Cnidaria; Anthozoa; Malacalcyonacea; Plexauridae.
AUGGAGAAUUUCGAUUCAGAAAAAGUUGAAAAACCGACUGCCGAAGUAUCGUCCGGUCAAAGUGAGGAAGACGACCUCUUUGCCGAAGUGGACAUCGACGGAUCCAACGAGAAUGACGACUUACCGGCGAAAUCAAGCAGUUUUCUACGGCAGUUAAACCAAUCCUUACAUACAAUGGUUGGGUCGAUCAUGGAAAAAUCGCUAAAACGUCUCCACGAAGACAAGACACCUCCGGCGAAACGAAAGAAACCUCGCCUGGCUACAGAGACAACUGGACCUGAGGAAGUAGAAGAAAACCAGAGCAGCGACGAAGAUACACGGGCACUUUGUGGCCCAUCAAAUGCCGACUCGGCAGAAAGCUCUCAAACCACGAACGCUCGACUCGAGCAAGACACUGACAAUUGCAAUGACUCAUUGCUGUCAGAAAUUGAAAAUGGUUUCUCUCAGGAGGACGAUAUGGGCCCGGCUAUCACAGAGAAACUCGCUACCAUAAUCAAUAAGCGUUGGUCUGAAAAACUGAGCGAUCAAAAGCUGAAAGAAAAGCGGGAUCAACAUCCCCGCCCAGACAACUGUGACAGACUUGUGGCGCCACGCAUUAACCCAGAACUCUGGGCGAGAAUAGACCACACUGCAAAACAGUUGGACCUUCGCGCCAGCACAAACCAAGCUAAUCUGGCCAAAGCUGUGGUUGUCCUGGCAAAAUCAACCGACAAACUUUUGUCACUUUAUCAAAAAGACUCGAAGCCCGAGUACCGAGAGCUUAUCACACUCAACACAGACGCCCUUGCUCUGCUGGGACACGCGUCGUGUGAAAUGUCACAACGAAGGCGGGAAACGCUAAUAUCAAUUGGAAAGAUAUCAAUUGGGAUUUUAUCCUGUUUCUUCUCCUGUUGCUAAUAUUGCUAAUAUUGUAAUUUUUGUGACAAAUGUUAAUAAAUUCAAAUUUAAUAAAUUAACAAAGAAUACACGACCCUUUGCGCCUUGCAUGUUCCAGUUACAUCCCUCCUAUUUGGGGAUGACCUACAGGGUCAACUAACAAAUAUACGAGCUACAAAUAAAGUUAGCAACACAAUCAGCGAUGCGAGAAAACAAUAUAAAAAUACACAACAAUGGCGACCACGAUCAGAUUACGACAAUAAUCCCAGUUGCAAUAUCAAUCCUCUCAGUUCUUUACAGGUGAGUAACCUCGCCUUAAACAUUUAUACAAAUAUGAAAUCAUAUUUUCAGACCAAAAUUGUGCAUUUCAAGAGUGGUCAAAUAUCAAAACACAUUGCCAAAUGGCAUGAGAUUACCUCUGACCCAGAGGUUCUAGGUUCGUGGACUUCACAUUGAUUUCUCGACCGAACCUUAUCAAUGACAAAGGGUAUAAUAGAAAAAUCACUACAUGAGCCAGAAGAGUUUAUCUCCCCCAUAUUUCUAAAGGAGAAAAAAGAUGGAUCAUACAUCCUCAAGCGACCAAAUGCUCAUGUUCAAUACCACCAUUUCAAAAUGGAGUCAAUUCAGUCAGCCAUUAGACUGCUGACACCAAACUGUUUUAUGGCAUCAUCGAUCUGAAAGAUGCGUACUACUAUACUGUGUCCCAAUAGUAAGCUUCCACCACAAAUAUCUAAAAUGUGAGUGGUAUGGGUCACUGUACCAGUUUAUUUGCUUCACCAAUGGCCUAGUAGCCUGUUGCCCAUGCAAGUUCACAAAACUAAUGAAGCCAGUACUUUUUUACCUCCGGAAAUUGGCUCACCAAUCCUCCCUUUACAUUGAUGACUCAUUACGAACAGGUCAAACCUAUGAUGACUGUGCAGCUAAUGUGAUUGACACAACACAGCUCAUAGACAACUUGGGGUUUAUAGCUCACCCUGACCAAUCUGUUUUCAUCCCCACUCAUGAAUUAGACUAUCUUGGUUUCACACUGAACUCCAAAACUAUGCAGGUGACUAUAACACCUGGAAAGAAGUUGAAUCUCAUAGAAACAUGUAAGGAACUCCUUACGAAAGAAUACCCUACUAUCCGUGAGGUUGCUAGGGUAAUUAGGCUUGCUCAUCUCAAACUUCCCAGGUGUUGCGGUGUUGCAAUGGGAUCACUACAUUACAGACUUUCUAAAGCUGACAUAAUACAGCACUUAAACAUAACAAAGGAAAGUUUGAUGCCAGUGUGCACUCUCGGCUGAAGCCAAGGAAGAACUUGUGUGGUGGAUAAAUAACAUUGACACUGCAUUCAACCCAGUGCAUAGGGGGCAACCUAACAUAACCAUACAGACAGAUCAGAUGCUUCGAACUGAGAUGGGGAUGUGCACUGGGUGACAAAACAACUAGUGGACUCUGGGGCCAAACUGAGUCUUAUGAACACAUAAUUUACUUAGAAACACUAGCAGUCUUUCUGUCCCUUAAAUCCUUUCAGCAUAUUCUAAGUGGCAACCAUGCAAUGAUCAUGGUGGAUAAUACCACUGCUGAAAGCAUCAUUAGAGAAAUGGGAACCAGCCUAUGUACAGGUAGUGCUAGAUUAAAUCACCUGGUAAAACAAAUUUGGCAGUGGUGUGAAAGCCAGAAAAUAUGGAUAACAAUGGCACACAUACCAGGGGUUGAAAACUGUCAAGCAGACUUUCAGCCUCGGUCUUUCAAUUGGGGGACUGAAUGGUGUCUUAGUUAACAAAGACAUACUUACCUUGGCAUGCAACAUGCUCAGGUUUACCCCCGACAUUGAUCUAUUUGUUUCCAGAAUCAACCAUCGUAGCAUUUAGACCAGACCCUGAAGCAAUUGCCAUUAAUGUAUUUCACAUGACAUGGACUCAAUUUGCUCUCUAUGCUUUCCCACCAUUUAGUGUGAUAAUGCAAGUGCUACAGAAAGUCCAAGAACAUCAAGCCUCAGGGAUCCUAGUGAUCCCAUAUUGGCCAACACAGAUAUGGUGGCCGAAAGCAAUGAACAUGAUUGUCCAACAGCCAAUUGUCUUACCAAAAAGCAAGGAACUAUUAUUCCUCCCCAACCAACCCAACAAAAUAUAUGGAACAUGAACAGUCUAAAAUUGCCAAAGAACUGUUACUGA